AUGGCCAGCACGAGUCCGACGACGGGCCGCUACCGGCAGUACAAGAACAAGGCGCUCGACGCAUCGGAGCUUCGUCGGCGACGCGAGGAGGAAGGGCUUCAGCUGCGGAAGCAGAAACGCGAGGAGCAGCUGUUCAAGCGGCGCAUGCACGCGAUGGCGCCGGGAGACGACGAUGCCGCCGACGACGAGGGAGAGGUGACGUCGUCCAUGCAUGACGAUGAAUUCUCGCAGCAGGCACCCGCAUCGCAGGUACAGACGAUGCUGAUCACGCAGGAAAUGAUUCAGGCACUCUACAGCGACCAGUCUGAGGCGCAGCUCGAGGCAACCCAGAAAUUUAGGAAAUUAUUGUCGAAAGAGCCGAAUCCACCGAUCGAUGAGGUCAUACACACGGGCAUCGUGCCGAGGUUUGUCGAGUUCCUACAGCGCGAUGAGAACUGCACACUACAGUUUGAGGCGGCGUGGGCGCUGACUAACAUCGCUUCCGGCACGUCACUACAGACGCGCAUCGUCAUUGAGGCAGGAGCCGUUCCCAUCUUCAUCUGUCUCCUCAGUUCAGAGUUCGAGGACGUGCAAGAACAGGCUUGGGGCGUUGCGCGUACAUCGCAGGAGACAGCCCCAGAGUUGCAGAGAUACGUACGUCUAACGAGGGAAUCUCACACCACUACUGCAGGUUCUCGGCAAGUCGACGCGUCUAUCGAUGAUGAGGAAUGCUGUCUGGGCGCUGUCCAAUCUCUGCCGCGGCAAAAACCCACCGCCCGAGUUCGCAAAGGUGUCACUGCGAUCACUCCCGACAGGGACACUACUAGUUUAUUUUUACAUUACUAUCAGUCCGAUAGGAUCGCCUCGUCCUGUCCGUUCGCCGCUGAUCGCAGUCCAGCGGACUCCGAGAGAUUCUUUUUUUUUAAUUCACUAUCAGUCCACGUGAUAUUGAACUGCGGAGCGCUGCCCUGCCUGCUGCAUCUCCUCAACUCCCCGAAGGAGUCGAUAAGGAAGGAAGCCUGCUGGACCAUCUCUAACAUCACUGCCGGCAACCGGCAGCAGAUCCAGGCCGUCAUCGACGCGAACAUCUUCCCGGUGCUCAUCGAGAUCCUGGGCAAGGCGGAGUUCAAGACUCGCAAGGAGGCAGCGUGGGCGAUCACGAACGCUACGUCCGGGGGAACGCCCGAGCAAAUACGGUACCUCGUUGAGCAGACGUGCAUCGCACCGCUGUGUGACCUGCUGACGGUCGUCGACGCCAAGAUCGUUCACGUCGCGCUCAACGGCCUCGAGAACAUUCUCCGGCUCGGCGAGAUGGACUCCAAGACACUCGGCAGUCCCAACCCUUACUCCGUCAUGGUAGAGGAAUGCUACGGUCUGGACAAGAUAGAGUUUCUACAGAGCCACGAGAAUCUGGACAUCUAUCAGAAGGCGUUCGACAUCAUCGAACACUACUUCGGCUCCGAGGAGGAGGACACGAACGUGGCGCCAUCUGUCGACGAGAACGCGCAACAGUUUCAGUUCAACCCGAGCGAGGGCAACGUGCCGAUGGAGGGCUUCCAGUUCUAGACGUUUGCUUGUUUCGUUCGCAGCGCGGUCGAUCGCGGUUCGCCGGCCGCUAGG
This is a messenger RNA of Priapulus caudatus, 1599 nucleotides long. Its product is annotated as importin subunit alpha-7-like. Lineage: Eukaryota; Metazoa; Priapulida; Priapulimorpha; Priapulimorphida; Priapulidae. The transcript has 11 exons. Gene Ontology annotation, biological process: NLS-bearing protein import into nucleus. The record is from RefSeq and is a predicted model, not a curated record. Gene Ontology annotation, molecular function: nuclear import signal receptor activity; protein binding. Bases 1 to 1545 code for a protein of 514 amino acids. Gene Ontology annotation, cellular component: nucleus; nucleoplasm; cytoplasm.